CGGCGCGAACCGCACGAAGCUCGCCAUGUCGUCGUCACCUUCUCCGCCGAGGCUGCUCCCGUGGGGGCGGCUCGUACUGCUCUCAAGGGGCCACAGGUCGUCGCUGCCGGACCACUUCGACCUGUCCCGCUCCAGGCACUGCGUCGGCCGCGUGGCCAACCGAUGCGAUCUCCACAUCCCCAAGGACUUUAUCAGCGGCCUGCACUGCAUCAUCAAAGUGAAGGGCAAGGAUAGCCGUGGGGAGCCCAUCGUUGAGAUCGAGGACCAGAGUAGUCGCUAUGGUACUUGGGUGGACCGCGUAAAGAUUGGGUACAGAAGGACGGGGACGCUGAAGAAGGGCGGGGUGAUUCACCUCACAGCCCCCAACGCUAAAGAAGUCAAGGAGAUCGCGUACAGACUCGAGAUACUGCCUAGCGGGUUGACCCAGCAGAAUGAAGAGCUCCACGCGCGGAUGAGUGCCGACGAGAUGUCCGUGGCGGAUCGUACGCGCAAGCGCACUCACGAGGAGACGCAGUGUACGCAGAGCCCUACCAAAGUGGUACUUUCACCGCCUCGCCCUCGACCCGUGAAGAAGGUCCGGCGGGUGACAAAUAGCCAGCAGUCGAAUGACGACGAUGCUAGCCAGCCAAUGAGUGAGCCAGGAAGCACCCCCGCCACCCAGUCUGCCCCAAACAGCGGCUCGCAAGUACCAUCUUCUGCUGCUGGUAAGAGACGUCGUCGCCCUGAUGUGCCAGCGCCUGACAGCAAGCUUGCAGAGCUCAAAAGGAAGUACGGCACGAUCAUGCUGGAUAAAGAGCUCGAGCUGCAGAACAAGGCGGAAAAGCUGGAAAAGGCGGAGCAGGAACUGGAAUCUCUUCGCAAAGAGAACGAGGCGAUGAAAAAGAAGCACGAAGAGGAGCUGGCGAAAAUUAAGGCUGAAGCUGCAGCUGAGAUCAAGAAGGCCAAAGCUGAAGCUGCCAAACAGGACGAGAUCUCGAAGAAGGAGCUGUCGGAAUUACGACAGGAGCGUGACCAGCUCAAACGAGUCAUUCACCAGGUACUAGCGGACCCGAAGGCUCCUCACCAAGUGCGCUCCGUUGUGGAGCUGGAGACAAAGCUCUCUGUACUGAAGCGUAAACUCCAGAGCACUCAAGACGAUUUAGCUUAUGGGUCUCGCGAAGGUCGACCUCUGACGACCCCACCCUCGAAGAAGAACCUAGUGGAGACAGAGAGGCAGCAGCAGUUGACGGCUGAGCUGGUGGCAUUGCAGCGAAAGAGAGCCGAGGCGCAGCAGAAUUACUCCAAGGUCGUGAGCGAGCUGACUGAGCAGGAAAGCCAAGUGACUGUGCAAAUUCGUGCAGCCGCGGACCACGCGUUGAACCUCUCAGGGUCAAGCCAAUCUCAGGACUCGGUAGACUCAGGACGAAUCCGCAGCCGCCGGGACUCGCAGGCGUCCAACGAACAGUCCGAGCCCUCGCCAGGCGAUCAGUCGCAAACCGUGGACGAGGAGACCAAGAGUGGUGACACCCCGCAAGGCUUACCGCCGUUGUUCAACCACUACGGAGCUCGCUCCGCGCAGGCUGGCGGGAGCAGGCCAACUACGCUGUCCCAGUCGCAGUUUUACCGGUCGGUUUCAGGAGACCAAGAGCGCAAGACGGAGCAGGACGACGCGAGUGACGAAACGAAAGGGAACUAA
Messenger RNA from Phytophthora sojae, 1675 nucleotides. RefSeq lists its product as hypothetical. The record is from RefSeq and is a predicted model, not a curated record. Bases 26 to 1675 code for a protein of 549 amino acids. Lineage: Eukaryota; Oomycota; Peronosporomycetes; Peronosporales; Peronosporaceae. Gene Ontology annotation, molecular function: protein binding. The transcript has 7 exons.